Molecule: messenger RNA, 561 nt
Organism: Elephantulus edwardii (Cape elephant shrew)
Lineage: Eukaryota; Metazoa; Chordata; Mammalia; Macroscelidea; Macroscelididae
Gene: HMGB4
Product: high mobility group box 4
Exons: 1
Coding region: 1-561 (186 amino acids)
Biological process (GO): regulation of transcription by RNA polymerase II
Molecular function (GO): DNA binding, bending
Source: RefSeq, a predicted model, not a curated record
AUGGGCAAAGACGUCCCGCUAAGGCCCAAGGUGAAUGUGUCUUCUUACAUUCACUUUUUGCUGAAUUACAGAAACAAAUUCAAGGAGCAGCAGCCAAAUUCUUUCCCUGACUUUAAAGAGUUUUCUAGAAAGUGUUCGGAAAAAUGGAGGUCCAUUUCAAAGCAUGAAAGAGCUAAAUAUGAAGCCCUGGCCAAGCUCGACAAAGCCCGGUACCAGGAAGAGAUGAUGAACUACGUUGGCAAGAGGAGAAAGAGGAGAAAGCGUGAUCCCCAGGCACCCAGAAGGCCUCCAUCAUCCUUCAUACUCUUCUGCAAAGAACACUAUGCCCAGCUGAAGAGGGAAAACCCAGGCUGGUCAGUGGUGGAGGUGGCAAAGGCCACAGGGAAGAUGUGGUCUGAAACAACAGAUUUGGAGAAGCAGCCGUAUGAGCAGAAGGCAGCUCUCCUGAGAGCGAAGUACCAUGAGGACCUGGAAGCCUACCGUAAACAACGCAAAGCCAGGAAGAGCCUCCGCAUGGCUAAGAACUACCGCAGCGGGAGAACCGCGUCCCGCAGAAAUUGA